CACCGGUCCCAUUGGCACCGACAUCAGAGGUACCACACGAAGCCAUACGUGUGCAGCGCCUGUGGGCUGGGGUUCGGAGAGAUCGCUAACCUCAAGAAGCAUAUGAUAAGACACGACGAGUCGCUAAAAGUCCGGUGCGAGUGGGAGGGGUGUGAGAGACUGUUCGCGGAUAAUACGGUCAUGAGGUUGCAUAUGAAUAGCCACACGGGUGAGACGGCAUACCGGUGCCGGUGGCCGGGCUGUGGAAAAGCGUUUACUAUUAAGAAUACGUUUUAUCAACACGAGAGGGCCCAUAGGGGGUGGUGGUGUCAAUGGCCCGGAUGUGACUAUGUCUGCAAACGGAAAACCAAACUCAAUGAACAUAUGGCUGAACAUUACGGUAUUGAAAUACUGGAUUUGUUUGCAUUGAAUGGCAGCGACUGUCGUGUCAAUUGUGGUUCACGUAAUGCUAAGACUAUUGACGGCUCUAUCGAUGAUACAAACCAUUCAAAGAACUCAUGCAUCGAACAGACAAUUGACGGAAGUGUUGGCCAAAACACUGAAGACUUGAAUGAUAGACAGGACUCGAGAGGAAGUCAUAAGACUUUGAACGAAACCAAUGAUAACAAGUCUUGUGUUUGUAUCGAUCACUCGUACGCUAAUCCAAAGGGUUUUGAAAAGCGUUUAAUAUAUUUAUCGGAAGUAUUGCCACAAAUUGGUUGCCAUCGAAGAAGUGGUGAUCAGAAGACUAUUGAAACAAAUGAAGAGAAAAGUGAUUCAAAGACGGAAUCAAUUGAAUUGAAUGGCGAGGAAGUGGUCGAAAACUAUGUAUUAGAUGUUAGCCAUGGAUCAGAUGAUGUGAUAAUUGAUGAAAACGAGCACAAAAUUGAUAGACAAGACUCGAGUAGUGAUAAGAUUUUAUUUAUUAAACCAAACGCUAAGAAAAGUGAUUUGACAGAAAAGGGAGGAAAGCCUUAUGUGUGUGACUAUAAGGGAUGCGGCAAACGGUUCACUCAGUCGUCGAGUUUAGAUCAACACAAAUACAGUCACUCGGGAGUGAGCUAUCGGUGCGAUUGGGAGGGCUGUCACAAUGUAUACACGAAUCCGGUAAGCCUUCGGUCGCAUAAAUCCCUAAAACACCGGUCGAGGGAACUGUAUGCGUGCGAUUGGGUCGGGUGUGGACAGGCGUUCAAACUGCGAUCAACUCUUAACAAUCAUAGAGAACUACACACUCCUCCCACUGCCAGAAACUAUCGGUGCGAUUGGGAGGACUGCUCGAAGACAUUCAAAUUUGAACGCUAUUUAUAUACACAUAAACAACGAACCCAUAGGACAACCUACCGGUGCGAUUGGGACGGGUGUCAGUUCGCGACGGGUUUUGCUAAUGGCCUAAAAAACACAAAUUGA
This is a messenger RNA of Oppiella nova, 1386 nucleotides long. The record is from the annotation of a GenBank genome assembly. NCBI's taxonomy places the organism in Eukaryota, Metazoa, Arthropoda, Arachnida, Sarcoptiformes, Oppiidae.